Molecule: messenger RNA, 630 nt
Organism: Chondrus crispus (carragheen)
Lineage: Eukaryota; Rhodophyta; Florideophyceae; Gigartinales; Gigartinaceae
Product: Translation initiation factor IF1, Rhodoplastic
Exons: 3
Coding region: 1-213 (70 amino acids)
Biological process (GO): translational initiation
Cellular component (GO): cytosol
Molecular function (GO): RNA binding; ribosome binding; translation initiation factor activity
Source: RefSeq, a predicted model, not a curated record
AUGGCCACCACUAUCGAGAUUGAUGGCAUCGUCACAGAGAGCUUGCCUAGCGCUGUCUUCACGGUCCAAUUGGAGAACGACGCUGUCGUUCGCGGCCACAUUUCUGGCAAGAUUCGCAAGAAUUAUAUCAAAAUUCUCGUCGGUGAUAAGGUCAGGUGUGAGCUCUCCCCAUAUGACCUCACCAAGGGCAGAAUAACUUUCCGCUACAAGUAAACUCGACUUCAUCAACCACAUGACGUGCAGCAUGCGCCCGUAAUGUCCCGCCGAACGACACAAUAUCGACGACACUUCGAGAAGCUGCCGGAGGAAACAGUCGCCCCUAGUGCCAAGCAUUGCGAGACGUUGCUUUUUAUUGACUUUGUCUGGGUGAUUGACGGUUCAAGAGCGCUAAAGCUAAAUUGCACGGCGAUUAGUGAUGCUACUCUGGGAGUGAGUCCAUGUACGAGGGAUGUUUGGAGUUGACCGCAACUAUGCGAAGGGAAUUAUGAGGGACCGAACGAAUGCCACUAUGGGGUAUAGCGAUGAGUAGCAUUCUUUCCAACUUGUUUUGUGGGUGUGCGGAAAUGAUUGCGACCUGUUCAGCAGGAGUUGGAUCUAGUUAUUGUUAAUUUUAAAACUAUUCUCGCAUUU